AUAUAUCUAAAUAGAAUAUAAAGCGAAAAAUUAAUUAAUUGAAAAGUAUUUUCAAUAUAUAUACAUGAUAUGCGUGUCUAAUUUCUCCGCUAAAUAGUUGCCGCAUAAAAAAUGAAUUAAAAUACAAAAAGAAUUUUUCGAAAAUAGAUUAAAUAAAAUAUCAAUAAGAAAGACUAUAAUACGGAAUUCUCGCCGAAAUGGAAGCAACCACACCAGCAUCAGCCGUAGAAGCUAUAACAGGAACAACGCCAACAACAACAAAAUCGAAAGAAGAUGAUAUAAAAAAUAAUUUUAAAGACAACGAACAUAACGUAGUAAGACUUUCCAAAACUGUAUCUACACCAACUGCUUUAAAUUUAGGAUUUCUUAACAAAUCACCUCCUACUCCUACGCCCAAUUUGGGGUCAGUCGGCAAGCAAGGCUCAGUUAAUUUUCGUCAUAGUUUGCUAUACGAUAGUGGAGCUGAGAGUUGCGAUAACGAUGAUCAAACGCGCUUAAUACGUACACCCUCUGUGCGGUCUCAUAAAUUCAUUAUAAUACCGGCAUCAACUCCAUUGGGAACACCGCAACAAUUAUCGCCUACAAAAUCCACGCCGUCAUUAACAGGUUUACAAAAACUGCCUCUGACACGACAUAGUACAGUCACUGAUCAACGACCUAUGCAAGCUAGCAAUCCUAAUCUGACAGAUAUUACUCACAGAGCAGCAAUCAACAUCGCAAGUUCAACACAAGCAUCACUAGCACAAUCGACGUCAUCUCCGAUCACAACAACUGCGCCGGGACUAAUACAGCGUUAUUCGCAUAGCAAAUAUCAAACGCCGUUCAUAACGCCAACACUGUCAUUGUCUGGCGCGGAUGUCAUUCAUCAAACUAAUGGACACGAAGUCGGGGCGGUGACAACGGCAACAUCAACGGUUUAUAGCACAAAAGCGAAUACAAGUGUUAAAUUUACAAUUGAGGAUUGCGAAUCAGAUAGUGCCGCUGCCGACGAUACGACAAUAGCAACAACAACUACAAUUACAACCGUUGUUGGUGCAUCAAAUUAUACAUCAAUUCCCGCAAUCAGUUCAAUUUAUUCCGCCAACUAUUUCACACUAACGCCUGCAUCAACGACAACACUUUCAUCAUCGUCGCCAUCAGUGAGAACAACUGUGAGACCCGUCUCAGCUCUGUUAGCAUCCAAUUUAACGAACACAUUAACUCCGGGAAUUGAUUCGCGUUCGCGUUACGACCGCAACAGCAGCAUGCGUUCUGUAGUGUCAGCUUUUACACCAGAUUCGAAUGAGUUAACAGUUAACAGUUUGAUACAGCCCUCAUCAUCCAGUUGUGGCGGUGGUAAAGACUUGAACACCAAUUCCUACUUACUGCGUGACAAUAUCGUAAAUCAAAUUUUCUCCGAUGUUACAUCAGUACGAUCGUUAGCUUCGAUAGGCAUUGGUUCAACCGAUGGUCGGCGAUUGGUAAUACGUAGAGUACCACAAACACCGAAUGAGUUGCUGAAUUUCGCCACUCCUCCAUCACCACAAUUACCCGGAGUUGAUGAUGAUGACGAUGAUAGUUUCAUGGAUACAUCUGAUGAGACGGCGAAUUUGAAACCACGUAAACAAAAAUGGGGCAGUAAAAUGCAAUUUGUGUUGGCAUGCAUCGGUUAUUCGGUGGGUUUGGGUAAUGUUUGGCGUUUCCCUUAUAUGUGCUAUAAAAGUGGAGGAGGUGUUUUCUUGGUUCCGUAUUGCAUUAUUUUAAUUAUUUGUAGCAUACCGUUACUGUUUAUGGAAUUAUCAAUAGGACAGUAUACGGGCAGAGGACCCAUAGGGGCUUUAGGACAAUUAUGCCCACUAUUCAAGGGUGCUGGCCUUGCCAGUGUCGUUGUUUCAUUUCUGAUGUCCACAUACUACAGUGUCAUUAUUGGUUAUUCAAUUUAUUACUUCUUCACAUCAUUUAAACCGGAAAUGCCGUGGGUCGAUUGCAACAACAGAUGGAACACACCGGAUUGCUGGGUACCUCAACGUUUUAGCGCCAAUAUAACAGCACCUGUUAUGUCACGGACACCAACCGAAGAAUUUUUCGAAAAUAAAGUGCUACAAAUUAGUCCCGGAAUUGAGUUUCCGGGCUUAAUGCGUUGGGAGCUGUUCGCUUGUCUGAUCUGUGCCUGGUUAAUGGUUUACUUUGCUACUUGGAAAUCAAUAAAAUCAUCAGCAAAGGUUCGUUAUUUUACUGCCACUUUUCCAUUUGUACUCAUUGUAAUAUUAAUGUGUCGCGCUGUUACACUAGAAGGUGCCAGUGACGGUUUACGUUAUUUUUUUCGUCCCAAUUGGGCGGAAAUUAAAAACGCCAACGUCUGGAUUAAUGCAGCCUCACAGAAUUUCAAUUCUUUGGGAAUUACUUUUGGUUCCAUGAUUUCAUUUGCCAGUUACAAUAAAUAUAAUAACAACAUUUUGCGGGAUACCGUAGCAGUUGGUAUCGUAAAUGUCUUAACGAGUUUACUAGUGGGCAUCUUUGCUUUUGCCACUUUGGGAAAUUUAGCUUUGGAACAAAAUAGCAACGUAAGGAAUGUCAUUGGCGAUGGUCCGGGCUUAAUAUUUGUAGUUUAUCCGCAAGCUAUGGUUAAAAUGCCUUACACUCAACUAUGGGCCGUUAUGUUUUUCUUUAUGCUCUUGUGUUUAGGUUUAAAUUCUCAGUUUGCCAUAAUUGAGGUGGUGGUUACAUCCAUACAAGAUGGUUUCCCUAAUUGGAUAAAGCGACACUUGGGCUAUCAUGAAAUUGUCGUUUUGAUCGUUUGCGUGAUUUCGUUUCUAUUCGGUUUACCUAAUCUAAUACAGGGUGGCAUAUACUUUUUCCAAUUGAUGGAUCAUUAUGCCGCAUCGGUAACCAUAAUGUUUCUGGCUUUCUGUCAAAUGAUAGCGAUUGCCUGGUUUUACGGUAUAGAACGGUUGUCGAAAAAUAUUAAACAAAUGACUGGAAAGGCGCCUUCGCCAUAUUUAAAAUCUUGCUGGAUAACAUUUGGACCUUGUUUACUUUUUGCAAUUUGGAUUUUAAGUUUAAUUAAUUAUAAGGAACCUAGCUAUCACAACGGCCAUUACAAAUAUCCGAAUUGGGCAUUUGGUAUUGGUUGGAUGUUUGCAUCGUUUUCGUUAGUAUGCAUACCAGGUUACGCUUUAAUAAAUCUAUUAAGAGCACCUGGACAAACAAUAUGGGAGCGUUUCAAGGUGACGUUACAUCCUAAUAUUUACGAAUGUAAGAUCUGUGGUGAACAUCACUGCGAACAUGAUUACCCAGAGCAAGAGCAAUAUAUGCUGCAACAGGAAUUGGCUGCUUUAUAUAAACCGCAGACACAAGGCAGUCCUCAACACACUUAUACCAUGAAGACAGGUCAAAAAUUCGGCUACAGUCCAAUGCAUUUACAGACUGCCACAGAAAACACAAAAGAGAGGCAUGUAGUGGAUAUGCAACAGAAAGAAGAGCAAGAAGAAUUGGCAGAGGCACCAAAUAAUUCCCUCAAUGCAACCAAUAAUGAACAAAGAUGAUUCUCAUUAUAAGAGUCAUCAUUAGCUAUAAAGAUAAAUAUUUUUAAUAAAAUAUAAAAAUUACUUCAAAAAUAAAUGA
Messenger RNA from Glossina fuscipes, 3603 nucleotides. RefSeq names its product sodium- and chloride-dependent GABA transporter ine (gene ine). Gene Ontology annotation, cellular component: membrane. Gene Ontology annotation, molecular function: osmosensor activity; neurotransmitter:sodium symporter activity. NCBI's taxonomy places the organism in Eukaryota, Metazoa, Arthropoda, Insecta, Diptera, Glossinidae. Gene Ontology annotation, biological process: transmission of nerve impulse; neurotransmitter transport; sodium ion transmembrane transport. The transcript has 13 exons. The record is from RefSeq and is a predicted model, not a curated record. The coding region runs from base 198 to 3524 and encodes 1108 amino acids.